CAACGUCCUGGCAAGUUGCACAUUCAAACCGAGGGGAAGAGAAAGUGUGUGAGUGCGAAGGCUUGGAGCGAGGGAUUGAUCAGGCCGGGGAUUAGGUGAAGCAGGGUGACACGGAGUGGGAGCGUCACAGACAGGAGUCCCUCCAUGAGUGGAACGGAGGGGAGCACCGAGUGACUGUCCGCAGUCACAGAGGGGAGCCUGGGUCUUUGCAACUUCCCGUUUUCCCCCGUUCGUCCAAAUCUAAGAGGAGCACGUACUGUGGCUUCACUGACACUGAGACGCCCCCGUAACGUCCUGCAUGAGCCUCACUCUGGAACCAUGGGGACAGUGAAUGAACUUUGUAUGUCCAGCCUUCAGACCUUCCUGUGUCCUGCUGUGAAGCCUGUACAACAACCCACAGUGCCAGACGACCUCACACCAGAGGAGCAGCAAGAACUGGAAAACAUCCGCCGGCGCAAGCAGGAGCUGCUGGAGGACAUUCAGAGGCUGAAGGAUGAGAUAGCAGAAGUUACAUGUGAGAUCGAGAACCUGGGUUCCACUGAGGAGAGGAAAAAUAUGCAGAGGAAUAAACAGGUGGCCAUGGGCCGGAAGAAGUUCAACAUGGACCCCAAGAAGGGGAUCCAGUUCCUGAUUGAGAAUGAUUUGCUGAAGAACACCAGCGAUGACAUUGCUCAGUUCCUCUACAAAGGCGAGGGCCUCAACAAAACAGCCAUCGGAGAUUACCUCGGAGAGAGGGAUGAAUUCAAUAUCCAAGUCCUGCAUGCCUUUGUGGAGCUUCAUGAAUUCACAGACCUCAACCUGGUUCAGGCUUUAAGACAGUUCCUGUGGAGUUUCCGGCUUCCAGGUGAAGCUCAGAAGAUCGACCGUAUGAUGGAGGCCUUCGCUCAGCGCUACUGUCAGUGCAACCCUGGUGUUUUCCAGUCCACAGAUACCUGUUACAUCCUGUCAUUUGCCAUCAUUAUGCUGAACACCAGCCUCCACAACCCCAAUGUCAAAGAUAAACCCACUGUGGAGCGAUUCAUCUCAAUGAACCGAGGCAUCAACGAUGGAGGCGACUUACCUGAAGACCUGCUCAGGAAUCUGUACGAGAGCAUAAAGAACGAGCCUUUCAAAAUCCCAGAGGACGACGGCAAUGACCUCACACACACUUUCUUCAACCCUGACAGAGAAGGCUGGCUACUAAAACUGGGGGGACGUGUAAAAACCUGGAAGAGGAGGUGGUUUAUCCUCACAGAUAACUGUCUGUACUACUUUGAGUACACCACAGACAAAGAGCCCAGAGGAAUCAUCCCGCUGGAGAACCUGAGCAUCAGGGAGGUGGAGGAUAAAAAACCUAACUGCUUUGAGCUUUUCAUCCCUGACAACAAGGAUCAGGUGAUAAAAGCUUGCAAGACGGAGGCUGACGGUCGCGUUGUCGAGGGCAACCACACCUUCUACCGUAUUUCUGCACCUACUGCUGAGGAGAAGGAUGAAUGGAUGAACAGCAUCAAAGCUGCCAUCAGCAGGGACCCUUUCUACGAGAUGCUUGCAGCCAGAAAGAAGAAAGUGUCGUCCAUGAAGAGACACUAGAGUCGCUCAGCGUUCCCAACGUUGCACUUGACAGAGCAUGGGGGUCUGGGUAUCUGUGCCGGUGCAGAAGCCACAGCCGGCGUCUGCCUUUGACUUCUCCAGGGGUUUUCUCUAGAAUACUACAUACUAGUUCUGGCUUUGGGACUCUGCAGGCCAGAAACGCAGGAAGCAUGCUGGGGUUUCUAGAUAAGAGUCAGGGCCAAAGUCUCCUCUUACCUCCCGUCUGUCUGUUUCCUCCUCGGCUUUGUUUGUGUGCUCUAUGUCUAUGAAAGGAAAUCUUACUGUGUAAUUCAGUAAAAUGCCCUUUGGAGAGUUUCCUCAUGCUUUAAACAUAAACAACACGCAGAAGCUCAUGCAAACUCUUUCUAGCACACGUCGUUAAAACUCAGCAGGUCUGACCCAGUGUGGAACCCAAACCAAAAUGUUUCUCGCUUUCUAAAUGAAAAGACAGUUUCUGAUGUGCUUUAAUAUGUUUUAGUAAAAUAUGUCUAUUUUUACAGCUUUUAUUGUCAAUUCCUGUCAGUCUUUCUUUGUUUGCUACUUCUUUUUUUUCUUUUUUUUUUUUUUUAUUAAUCUUGCAACUGAAACUGCGGGGGGGAGGUGUAAUUUGUCAACUGUUAGUGAUUUUAUAGAAAAAAAAAUUGAAAACAAAAACUUCUCUGUCAAAAAAGUUGCCACUCAGGAGAUUGUUCCAACAUUUGGAAACUUUCCAUGUAAGGUUUGACGUGGAUCCUGUUCACAGCGCGACAGCCAUGCGAGGAAUGAAAGCCUCGUCUGUUUCUCAGACUGAACUGUUUUUGUAAAUGUGGGACACGGUGCUGCAGGUGAGGGCGUCUGGACAGGGUCUCAGUUUAGGAUAUGGCUUUCACUGUUCAUUUCCUGAAGGUCCUGGAGAUGCAUCGUGGGGAUUUGUGUCUUUGAAAGGGACUAGUGUGGGCCUCUUGUAGGGGUUUUGGCUUGUCUGGAAAACACACCUAUUGUCCCUUUAUUUUAGUUAAUUCCUUUAGGUUUUUUUUUUUUUUUUAUCGUGUCGCUCUCACUUUUGUCUAAAACCACUUUCCUUUACUGUAUCAUACAAGAAGCAACUAAAGUGUUAGAAAAAUGGACUUUACUGCACAGUGCCUGGCGCUCUAGGUUAAUGUGAUAAGAAUGCUGCUGGUUAGCGACAGUAAUUCAGUUUUUCUUCCCAGUCAAACAAAUUGUAAUAUUUGUCUCAUGCCUUUUUUUUAAUUAAGAUAUUUGUUUCUAUGUAGAUGCUUACCUAUUUAAUGGUAAAUUAAAUCAUGUGAGACCAACCUCAUUAAGCGUUGUACAAUACUGCAUUUUAAAAUGGCUGUCAUAACUUAUGUACGCUUCUAGAUGUUUAUGCAUAAGACAUGAUACUGUAUUUUACAUACUGUUGUAGAGGCUUUAAAGCGUCACAAAUAAAUCACCAAUGGUUCAUUAAAACUGUGCCGCUAUAAGAAUGGGCUGUCCACGUCUCAGGAUCCAAAGUGUGAUGUGAAACAAUACAAAAAACUACUUUUCAGGAAUGUAAUGUGGUGAACCCAAAGAUGGGAGAGGGCAGGAUGGCUCAUUGGUCACACCGAUGCUGUCUUUAUGUCUAACAGAGUUGAAGAAAAAAAAAAAAAAACAGCUUCAAAGUUCAGUUUUGCAAAUGCAGCUUGCGUCGUCCAUCGCAGUUUGUUUUCCACUCUCGUCCUGUCAUCUCUUCUAUCGUGUACCUGCUGUGCAUUACUCCAACUACCUGCCUCUUCCUGUUUCCCACUUCUUCUCAUCUCUCAGCGAACUAAUCCUAGAGAAACAAGGAUAAAAGCAAAACAAUCAUAAAUCUAGACAGUAUUGGUUUAUUUAUCAAAGUUGUACAUACUUAAAUGUAUAGUGGGUAAAUGUCUUAAUUUUGUGUUUUUGAGUUCUUAGUUGUGCCAUUUUCUUUUGUUAUUCUGUUCAAUGUUUGAUUUAAGAUUUCUAUCAUCGACAUUUAAUCAAGCUGAAAUAAAGACAGAAUUGUCACAAUA
Sphaeramia orbicularis (orbiculate cardinalfish) is the source of this 3587-nucleotide messenger RNA. RefSeq names its product cytohesin 1a (gene cyth1a). Gene Ontology annotation, biological process: regulation of ARF protein signal transduction. The transcript has 13 exons. The record is from RefSeq and is a predicted model, not a curated record. Gene Ontology annotation, molecular function: guanyl-nucleotide exchange factor activity. The coding region runs from base 319 to 1569 and encodes 416 amino acids. NCBI's taxonomy places the organism in Eukaryota, Metazoa, Chordata, Actinopteri, Kurtiformes, Apogonidae.